ACGCCCUCCACACUUCUUCCACGCUUUUCUCCUCCUCGCCUACUCCUCCACUGCUCCCUGUCAACUCCGUCUACACAGCAAAGGCUCCCUUCACCGAUUCCAUGGCUGCCGCUGCUCCCAGGCGGGCUCAGAAGACUAGUACUCUACCCCCACACCGCCGUGGCUGUCAUCUUAUUACUCCAAAGAUUGAAUUAUAUAUGUUUACAUAUAUUUAUAUCAUCUCAGUGCAUCACGCAAGCGCCUCUCUCACUAUCAAGGAGAAUUACGACUCUGAUGUUCGAGACGACACGGAGACUUUCCUCUACAAAAUUGUUCCCGAGGGAAGAUCUGCCCUUGGAAGCAGACCAUCGAAGGUCAGUUGUCCUCUGUUUCACUCUUAAUUUUAAACGCAAUGAAUCAUCUUCUCAUUUUGGUUUCUUUCCUCCCACUCGAGGGAUUGCAAAAAGUAGUGCUAUUUUUAUUCUAAUUUCAUUUCUAUUUACCAUGUUUCUA
Populus euphratica (Euphrates poplar) is the source of this 492-nucleotide messenger RNA. RefSeq names its product UPF0047 protein C4A8.02c. The record is from RefSeq and is a predicted model, not a curated record. The transcript has 3 exons. Lineage: Eukaryota; Viridiplantae; Streptophyta; Magnoliopsida; Malpighiales; Salicaceae. The coding region runs from base 102 to 380 and encodes 92 amino acids.